This is a messenger RNA of Aedes aegypti (yellow fever mosquito), 1529 nucleotides long. RefSeq names its product aprataxin-like protein (gene Aptx). Gene Ontology annotation, biological process: single strand break repair; double-strand break repair. The transcript has 4 exons. Gene Ontology annotation, cellular component: nucleus. Bases 285 to 899 code for a protein of 204 amino acids. The record is from RefSeq and is a predicted model, not a curated record. Lineage: Eukaryota; Metazoa; Arthropoda; Insecta; Diptera; Culicidae. Gene Ontology annotation, molecular function: DNA 5'-adenosine monophosphate hydrolase activity; single-strand break-containing DNA binding; double-stranded RNA binding.
UUCUACUUUUCAGCACCGAAAUGAGUGCUGAAAAGUAGCACUUUUCAGAACUGUUCCUUUGGCAGGAAAAGUAGGCCUCAUUGAAAAGUUGAUUGAUAUGCAACGGAAUAGCAAAAAGAUUUUUUUCAACCAAAAACAGAUGUGGCAACACUGCAUGAAAGAAUAGCUGAAUUCAAAUUCUUGCUCACUGAGCUGGUGCAUACAUGAAUGUUCAAGAAAGAUCUUGAUAUUAAUGACUCUUCUAGAGAAAACUGAUUUUUCUAUGGUCAUUGAGACAUCGAACAAUGACGGGAAAGGCAGGGUGGUCAUACGCUCUCAUCCGAGAUAUCAAUAGUCCGGCCAAUCACAUCAUUCGGAGUGAGUUGGCCGUUGUGAUCCGAGACAAAUAUCCCAAAGCGCGACACCACUUUCUAGUUCUUCCUUGGGCAAACAUCGACAACGUAUAUGAGUUUUCUUCCUUGUUACAGUUAAUCCCCGUUCAUAUUCCGCUGCUGAAGGAAAUGUUCCAACUCGCCAAACAGGCAAUCGAAUUGAACCGAUGCCAUCAGAAGGAAUUCGCAAUGGGAUUUCACAUGCGACCAAGCAUGCAUCGCUUGCAUCUGCAUGUCAUCUCCAAAGAUUUUGUUUCCGCAAGAUUGAAGACGGUAAAGCACUGGAAUAUUUUUCGCACGGAUCUGUUUAUGCCGUUUGAGAGCGUUCUACUGGAGCUGCAAGAAAGAGGCCAUAUCAAACAUCGGCCGGAAGCGUACAUCAAUAGCUUGAUGGACGCUCGGUUGGAAUGCAAUCAGUGCGACCGGCAGUUCGACACUUUGCCCGCAUUGAAGGAGCAUCUUCUGGAUCAUCUGAAUUCCGCUGGAGGAGAACCCUUUGAAGUCCUACACAACGGAUUCAUGGAAUGAGAGAAAUCAAUCGUUUCAUUGGGAAAUGUAAAUGGUAAAAGCGAAUUUCUAGAUAGCAGACAGCAAGUGUACAUUCUUCUUACGAAGAUUUCUUCACGGUCCGAUAGAUCCCUGGAUUACAAUAUCAGUAAACAUUUAAUAAAUAAAGGCAUAGAAUCCUUUCUCCACAUGGUAAUGAUUCAAAUGUACCAAUUUUUGGAGUUUCCAUUUACGUGAUUCAUGAACCAAGAAACCAACUAUCAGAAUGAGCGACAUUCGGCAACAUGUAAGCUUGUGGGAGUAAGAAGAAAUCAAAUUAUUUAAUGACUUAAAUACAAUUACAUCCCCAAUUUACUACUGAAACGCUAUUGUUUAUUCUUGUUCUAUUUUUUCUUGAUAAAUUCAUAUUUUUCAUUUAGUUAGAAUCUUGUCUUUGAAACAUAAAGUUCAUCCUUUAACCAAUAGCUCUAAUAAUCGGCUGGUUGGCAUCAUGUCUGCUCCAACUUCAAGUGAUGACCUAGAAGAUAUAAAUGUUAUGCUAAAUAAUAUCAGAAUGAGCGACAUUCGGCAACAUGUAAGCUUGUGGGAGUAAGAAGAAAUCAAAUUAUUUAAUGACUUAAAUACAAUUACAUCCCCAAUUUACUACUGAAA